Molecule: messenger RNA, 1173 nt
Organism: Salvia hispanica
Lineage: Eukaryota; Viridiplantae; Streptophyta; Magnoliopsida; Lamiales; Lamiaceae
Source: RefSeq, a predicted model, not a curated record
AUGGAUUUAGAGCUGUUACAGAAAGGCAUAAUAGAGUACGCAAAGAAGAGGAGAAAAUGGGUAUUUCUUACCGGACUCACGUGCUACGGCGCCUACAACCUCUACAAGAGAAGGCAAAGUCUGUCCAAAUUCUUGGCAGCAUUCCUUUCCGUAGCUGAAAUGGUCUCUGAUUCCGCCGACGCAAUUGGGAUUCUGUCCAAAGAUCUCAAGCAGUUUCUCGCCUCGGAUUCCGAUCAAAUCCCUCAGAGUCUGAAGCAGCUCUCAAAAAUAGCAAAUUCUAAUGAAGUCUCCGACACAGUAACUAGGAUGACAAGGGCCACGGCUGUCGGAAUCUUGAGUGCCUAUAGCCACCAGUCGACGGCUAAAGGCGGCAGCGAUGAUCAUGGUUUCAUAGACAGGGUCAUGGACAAGUUAUUCUCCGAUGCAGGGGCCGGUUUCGCGUCUGCAGUGGCUGGAAGCUUCGCUAGGAACACGGUGAUGACACUAUAUUCGGAAUGGCAACGAGGAGGAGGAUGUGAUGGAGAUGCCUCCUCUGUUCCGUGGUGGAUCGAGCUAGUAUGCGAGGAGAAAUGCAGGGCGCUAGUCGGUGACAUGAUCCAGCAGUUUGUGAGCACAGGCUUGACCGUUUACCUGGAGAAGACGAUGGAUGUCAACGCGUACGAGGAGUUCUUCACGGGCUUGACUAACCCUAAGCACGAAGCCAGGGUGAAAGAGAUGAUAGGGUACCUUUGUAGUAAUGCGGUAGAUACCUGCAUCCGGACAUCUUACCACAUUUGGAGAGCGAACUCUAGUGCUGCUUCCAAGGUGCAUUUCGAUGGUUUUGGUGGAGACGAGAAGGGUGGAUUGAGAGCGAAGCAGGUGAGGAGAGCUGCGGAGAGGAAUAGGGAGAGUGGAUGGAUGAGGGCAAUGCGCGUGCCUGGCAAUAGGAGACUUGUUCUGGAUGUAACGGGGGUGGCAACAUUUGAGGGGGUGAGGUCGUUUGUGGAGGUCGUGUUGGAGAAGGUGGCGGAGGGUGUGAAGACGAGCGUGGACGUUGUUCAGCAGGAGGUGGUGGAGAAGGGAGUGGAAGCGAUCCGGUAUGCGAGUGGGAGAUCUUCUGCAAUGACUGCUCUGUGUCUUACCUUGUGCUUCAACAUUGUGAACAGCCCUUGGAUUUUGACGCCUUAUACAUGA